Molecule: messenger RNA, 891 nt
Organism: Thyridium curvatum
Lineage: Eukaryota; Fungi; Ascomycota; Sordariomycetes; Thyridiales; Thyridiaceae
Exons: 2
Coding region: 1-891 (296 amino acids)
Source: RefSeq, a predicted model, not a curated record
AUGGACAUCGUCGGUGUGGCAGCUGCUUCCAUCGAGAUUCUUAGCAAAAUCAUCGAGAUCGUCAGCCGUUCCAGACGAGCCUUCAGCCGCACAAAGAACGGUCCGAGAUACCUGGACAGCGUACGCGCCCAAGCACAAACCCUCACUUCGAUACUCCAAGGCCUUUUUCAAGGGCCCGAUAUUGAACCCCACCUUCACCACCCAGCAGUCGGCAAGACAAUUGAGCUAGUCAAGGACACAGCCAAGAAGCUUAAGAAUGCUGCCACGGUCCUGGAAGAGUCCCAGAGCAAGCCAGCCUUCAUUCGUUUUUUCAAUGAAUUCUGGAAGGGCGACGAUCAAAUCGAACGCUUCGACAAGAUGCAAUCCGAGCUCAGUCAGGCCUUGGUGAUCUUGAUCACCGCUAUGGUUGCAGCAAAGGCAGACGGGACGAGUGUCGUACAGAUCAACCUCAGGCUCGCUCGUCAAGUUGAUGCAUGCUUUGACACAAACCAGGAGGUCAAAUACGCUCGACGAAUCAUUGACCUUGUGGAGGCACAGGGUAAAAGAGUUGGGGAGACCGAUUGGUACGAGGUCAAGCAGGAGGACCUCGACAAUGUUUUGAAGAAGUCAUCCCCUAGUAACUGGACAAUUCGAGUCAUCAAAGACGCCAAGGUCAGCGAGUGGGGUUUUGUCAGUGCAGACGUGGGUGACGAAGGUAAAGGGGCUCCCUUGAUUAAUGAGGUUGUGGCUACGAAUAUUGAUGUCAGCGGCGAUGGACGGGUGAUCGUCGGGACACUGUCCUAUGAAACCAAUCGUGACAUGGAGAUGCUACGCAGUGGGCUGAAGACUUUGCAGGGCGAUAAGGGAUAUGCAAAGGAUAUGAUUGCUGAUCUUAGGAAGGGUAAGAAAUAA